This is a messenger RNA of Nicotiana tabacum (common tobacco), 773 nucleotides long. NCBI's taxonomy places the organism in Eukaryota, Viridiplantae, Streptophyta, Magnoliopsida, Solanales, Solanaceae. The record is from RefSeq and is a predicted model, not a curated record.
UUCACAGAACAGCAACAGGCCUUGUUCUAGGAGGGAACGAAAAGUUUCAUUCAAGAACUGAUACAGUAGUGGACAUUAUAAUAGAUACAGCAGAUGGGGCAUCAGAGACCAUUUACACUACAACCGAAGCCAUGAAAGAAAUGAAUAAUGGCUUAGAAGGAACUGAUUUAGGCAAAGAAGCAGCUCACUUCUUGAUUCCUACAUCUCAGAGUCUUGACAGACAGGCUGAUGAUAUACAUAGAGAAGCCAGAAAAAAUAGACGACUAAUCGAGAAACUUCUCAAGAUAGUGUACAUAGUGACUACAGUGGUUAUUUCUCUAAACUUGGUUGCUGUAAUUUCCCUAUCAGUAUUUGGGAUAUUCAAAUUUAGAAGAACCCUUAAAUUGCUCAUUACAUUGUGUUGGAUCUUUACAACUCUGUGUUGGUUUCUUUUUGGCAUUUAUUACUUCUUAGACAACUUUGCUGGAGAUACAUGCAGUGCAUGCACUAGAAAAUUUCCAGUCAGAUCCCUACAACAGCAGUUUGAGCUCAAUUCUUCCCUGUGAUGAAUUGGUUUCAGCUGAAUCAAUCCUUUAUGAUGUCAGUGAAGGGGUACAUCGAAUAGUUAACGAGGUGAACCAAAGGUUAUCUACAGAUUAUGGAAAUGUUGCACAAAUCUGCAAUCCUUUCUCCGGUCCACCAGAAUACAACUACCAGCCACGGAACUGUUCAUCUACUACAAUUCGAAUAGGGGAUCUCCCUGGGGUAAGUACAAAAUUCUAUAAGUUUGCACA